Colletotrichum navitas is the source of this 1391-nucleotide messenger RNA. RefSeq lists its product as uncharacterized. The record is from RefSeq and is a predicted model, not a curated record. The transcript has a single exon. Bases 336 to 1130 code for a protein of 264 amino acids. NCBI's taxonomy places the organism in Eukaryota, Fungi, Ascomycota, Sordariomycetes, Glomerellales, Glomerellaceae.
UCUUGACGGCACUCGUGGCCUGUAUACGGCUAAUGAUCAGUGAUCAAGUGACUCGAAGAUCGCCGGGGGUUUCGACCUUGAGCCGGCAUUCCUAAACUCAUUUCCAGGUACGCGAUGGCACUGACGGGGGAGCAUACUACAUCAUCUCGCCACCCAAUUUUCAACAACAACGUGUGUACUGGCAGUAUAGAGCUUUGUUGGAUCUCGGCCGAGUUCUGACAUUAAGCACUGAUCCCUCGUCAUCCACUGCGUCAAGUCAUUAUGGGGAUUGCAACCUCCACUUCCCCGGAGCGCCUCGCCCGAGAGACAUUUCGCGUGCUCUUCGGUUUGGGCAGAUGCAGUGUCCAACAUGUUUUUCGCACGUACAUGGUCCACUGUUCCAUUUCCGCUUCUUUUACCAUAGUCCCGGACAAUCAGCACCCAUUCCCAACGCCGUCUCGGUGUGUCAGUCUCCAAAAGCACUGGAAUGCAUUCAUUAUCCAGCUCUUGGAGCCACGCAGUCAGUUCCGUACGUCCGGCUCUUAAUUGAGGUACGAAUACAAGAAGCGUCGUUUUUGGGGAUCGCCGGCCCGAGUGUCUUCGCCGCCUCUCCGAGGCGACUUGGCUCUCGCCUCUGUCAAGUUCAGUUGCCUCGAACCGUUCCUUGGGCCGGACCAUAUGGUGUCUCUGGUCCAUCCUCGUCGGUGACGGCGCGAGUUGCUCUGUUCUCCCUUGGGUCCCGCGGGAGUGACUGGGAGAUGCUCUCGUCACUGACUGAGACGUUCCCCUCGAGGAGUCCGGAGAGGGACGCAUCAUGCCGCCUUCUGGUCUCUUGGUUUCUGCUAGACGACUCGUUUGCGAACUCGCUCUUCCCCCCUCCUCCACUCAGCGAGUCUACCGAGCUUGCUUGGCCAAUCAGUCGACCACCACUCACGGCGCGCGCGGCGUUCAACCGCGCCAGCCAGCCAGGCCGUUUUGUGUUUUGUCCGUGUUCGCUGUUGCAUGCCUGGCUGCGGAUAGGCAAGUCGCAGCAGAAAAGACGGCAUGCAGUUGGAUGGAUAUAUAAUGCGCUCCUUCCCCGAAUCUCCCGUGCCGUGAGUGGUUCCUCUCAUCAUUGCCGCGUCGGUGGACAAGAAGAAUCGGACAAAUAGCAUCGAGGUGGGUACCGGUGUGCUUUGUUCUGUCUGUCUCCUUCCACUCUCCUCUCUCCGUCUCUCAGCGCUCCCCCUCAUUUGAUACACUCGCGCUUGCACCCCGGUUGUCGGUCUGGCUGCAAGCUGCCACACUUGCAUGUUGGGUGCGUGCAUGGGCUUGCAGGUUUGAUAAACGCUUGCGCAGCGCAACAUAGCAUACAUAGCAUAGCGUAGUGCUGCGCUGCGUUGCGUUGCGUUGCGUUUGCGUUGAGCUAGUUG